Messenger RNA from Dendroctonus ponderosae (mountain pine beetle), 3348 nucleotides. RefSeq names its product zinc finger protein swm (gene swm). Gene Ontology annotation, cellular component: nucleus. The record is from RefSeq and is a predicted model, not a curated record. NCBI's taxonomy places the organism in Eukaryota, Metazoa, Arthropoda, Insecta, Coleoptera, Curculionidae. The transcript has 19 exons. Gene Ontology annotation, molecular function: RNA binding; metal ion binding. Gene Ontology annotation, biological process: mRNA processing. The coding region runs from base 267 to 3263 and encodes 998 amino acids.
UAAUUUAGCGCAGUUGACAGUGAUAUGACAGUGAUCCAGUUCACAUUCAGAGGUGGUCUGUGUGGUGAUCUACGAUCUACGGAAUACAGAAGGGUUUGGGUUGAUGGCUAUUUACUACAGUGCAGAAUAAAUGGUUAAUAAUGUGUUUUAAUGGUUCUUUCGUUGAGCUCUUUUGAACAGUUCGUGAACAUUCAGUAGCUGGAAUCGUAACCACCUUGUGAUAUAUAGACUGUGAGUUAAUUGAUAGAGAUCCAGCUCCAACAAAAAUGAUCGUGGAUCAAAUAGAAGCCUUUAAAAGUUGGCUGACAGCUGUUCUGAAGCCCAUGUGUGAGGCUGAUCCAGCAGCGUUGGCGAAAUAUGUGCUAGCCCUUAUUAAAAAGGACAAGUCAGAAGCAGAGCUUAGGAAGAGCAUGGUUGGACAACUUGAAGUUUUCUUGGAAGGAGAAACAGAAAAUUUUGUGAACUUGGUGUUUCAAACAUUGACUACUAAAGAUUACAUCGGCACCCCAGUGAUACCAAAUGCUAAUCCGCCAAAUCCCAUCACCCCGACCAAACCAAAAGAGGGGAGGGAAACCAAAGUGAUAGUUCCGCCCAGUGAACUGCCCAACCUAAGUGAAGUGGUUAAUGGCAACAGUACAGAAAAGAAAGAGGUGAAAAAGGACGUUAAGAGCAGAAGAAAUUCUGAAAACGGGGUAAGUAACAAGGAGAAAGAAGAAAGGUUAGCCCGAAGAAGGUCUAAACAUAGGUCGCUGUCACGGAAUCGCACCAAAUCUCGCUCUAGAUCUUGGGAUCGAGUGAAGCGAUCGCGUUCAAGGGAUAAGUCUCGCGAUCGAGUUGACAGAGAAUUACAUAGGCUGGACAGAGACAAGAGGGAAAGAGACCGAGUGAGACCCUGGAGAAAUAAGUCCCCAAACCGCAGAUACGAGAGAAGACGUUCACGAUCGCCACGUAGUGGAAGUCCUCCAAGGAUGCGCUCCAGAUCACGAAGCCCCAGACAUUCACAUCGGGCUCGUUACCGCAAUAGUCGCAGCCGCUCCAGAUCUACCGAGAAAAAAGACAGGAAAGAUCCAAAGGAUGUGAAAAAUCAAUCCAGACCCGGGACACCUAUUCAAGAUUCAAAUCAUACAGAAGCCGAUUUACCAUCACAAACUGUUCCCAGUGUCGUUGUCCAACCAAACGCAUCUAAACGCCGUUGCAGGGACUUUGACGAGAAAGGUUACUGUAUGCGUGGAGAAAUGUGUCCAUUUGAUCACGGUAUCGACCCAGUCGUUUUGGAAGAUUCUACCUUAACUAGAGUUCUGUCGUACAAUCCGAAUGGAGAUGUGACUGGCACCUUAGCAGGAGGACCGCCCAUAACUUCAGUGCCGAUUCCUCCAGGAACGGUAGGCGGUCCACGACAUCCUCCGGACAAUCCGUAUAAUCCUCAAGCUCCUCAAAUGUGGAGUGGAGGCCGAUUUAGAGGUCCCCGACCAAUGGGUGUUCGACUUCCUGGCAUAAAUCCGUUUUCGCAGCCUCCUCCCGGAUUGGGGAUUCAACGCGAACUUAUACCCGUUCCGCUAGUUAUGGAUAAUAUGAAACCACCAGGAGUGAUGUCGGCCGGCGGUUUUGCGCCAGCACCGGGUGGGUUUGUACACCAUCCCAAUGCGGUUCCUCCUCAAUCUUUUGGUCCAGGAGCAAUUCCGAUUCCUCGUCAUGGAUUAGAGGGUUCCAUGCACGCUGGUAAAUUUAAGAAGAAGUUUGACUUCAGCCGGCUUGGACCUAGAAAACACGCCGGAAAUUGUAGCCUCGAGCUGAAGAAAGUUCCCACUGGGAUGAAUACCAUCACUCAUCUCAAUAAUCACUUUUCGAAAUUCGGCAAAAUUGUCAAUAUUCAAGUGAACUACGAGGGUGAUUGUGAAGCAGCUUUAAUCACCUUUUCCAACCCGGCGGAAGCAAACAGCGCUUAUAAGAGCACAGAGGCGGUGUUGAACAACCGAUUUAUCAAGAUGUUUUGGCAUGACUCUGAUAGUGGCAAACAGGAAAACGUCCCUCCUGUGCAACAGCACGCUCGUCAAGACCCGCUCGUAAACGUUGCUCCUAAUAGUAACAAGGUGUUGAAUUUACUUCAGCCAAAGGCUGAUAAAACCGAAGGGGAAAACAAGGAGGAAAAAGGCGAGCUUAAGCCUGAGUUAAGCAAAGAGGAAACCAAAGCUCAAGCCACUGCUGCAAUUCACAAAUAUCAGGAUUUCCUAGCAGUUCAAGCUAAGAUGAAUAAAAACAAAGAUGAACAGCGCAAGGAGGUGUUGCAAAUACAAAGUAACUUGAGGAAACGAAAGCAGGAGCUUCUGGAUAAGCAACUGUCCCAGCAGAAGAUUCUCGUGGAAAAAAUGUCCAAAUUACCUCCUGGUCCUCAACGGGAUAUGAUUAAAAAUACAAUAAUGAAAACACAAGAAGCCAUAGAAGCCAUUAAGAAGGACUUGGAACAGGCCGCAUUGGCAGCGAAGGGUGCUGUUGCAGGAUCUACAAAAAGCAAAGAGGAAACACAAAAGGAGCUACUUGAUAUGGAAUUAGACCUUAUAGCGAAACAGCAAGAAGGCACCGAUACAACCGAGUUACUGAAAAAAAUGACUGAAUUGAAGGCCAAAACUGCAUUUACGGGUUUUCCAGCCAGAGGCCGUGGUAGGGGUGGUUAUCCUGUCUCUAGUAGGCAUCUAGUGGUCAAGCAUAACUUUGUGGACAAUACUUUCAAACCAACAGGCAAAAUUAAAACGGUGAAUAAGAUAAUCAAUAAUGCUGCAUUAAAAUCACCACCCGCUCUGCCCUCGCCGCAACUUACUACAACGACUUCAUUUCAAAAGCACGUAGUUGAUCACAGACCGACCAGACUGUUGGUAUCAGGGUAUGAAACUGAUGAACAGGACGCGGUUGUAACUCAUUUUCAGCAAUUUGGCGAAGUAGUGGAUUAUUCUAUUGAUUCAUCUUUACCGAGUAUCACUCUGAACUACAAGACGAGAAUUGAAGCUGAAUCUGCUCUGUUAAAAGGCAAACACUUCCAGGAUCGCACCUUGUCAAUCACCUGGCAGUCUGGACCGCCUAAUCGUUUGCAGACUCAAAAGAGUGGAGGACCGGCUGCGAAAACGGUUUUGCUGUCGGAAUCGGAAGAAGAUCAUCUGAUUGAUCAGAAUAUAUUAGAAGGGGAUGAAGAGGUAGGACCGGAGACGGAAGAAGCGCUUCUUCAAGAUGAUGAAGAGGAAGACGAGGAAGAUCGCUCUUGGCGCAGAUAAGUCUCCCAUUUAUGUUUCAUAUAAGAUCUGUAUUUCAAAACAUCCUUUUCUGGUGAAUAUUUGUUAUAAAAUAUGUACAUAUUGA